Molecule: messenger RNA, 891 nt
Organism: Quercus robur (English oak)
Lineage: Eukaryota; Viridiplantae; Streptophyta; Magnoliopsida; Fagales; Fagaceae
Product: F-box/kelch-repeat protein At3g06240-like
Exons: 1
Coding region: 1-891 (296 amino acids)
Source: RefSeq, a predicted model, not a curated record
AUGAAAUUCAAUUACACCAAGGCAAAACUUCCAAACCGUUCUCGCUUGCAAAUAGUGGGCUGUUGUAAUGGUUUGCUUUGUUUGUAUGAUUUAGAUUCCACAAAAAGUUUGUAUGUUGUCAAUCCUAUGACUGGUGAUUACGUUCAUUCUCCUCCGAAACUCAAGAUGGAAAGACGACAUGUCACAAAGGUUGGGGCGGUUCAAGGGUUUGGUUUUGGUCCAGUAACCAAUCAAUACAAGGUGAUAAGAGUUAUUAAGAAGAAGGUGUCUCAUCCUAAUGAACACUAUGAGUCAUUGGGCGAAAUUUUCACUCCUGGAACUAACAGGUGGAGGAGAAUAGGGAAACCCCCAUUCCCGGCUAAUAAGGAAUUCUAUGGCGUUCCGCUCAAUGGUGCUAUUCACUGGAUUGCCAAUGAUGAGAUCCCUAACUCAAAAUUAAUAUGUGCUUUUGACAUUGAUAGUGAAAAACUAAGGCCAAUUUCGCUGCCUCCUGACUUUGACAAAAACCCGGAAGGGAUGAUGCUGGGGAUUUUUGGGAGUUUUCUCUAUAUAUGUAACAUUUAUUCUGAUCUCAAUCUUGAUAUCUGGGUGAUGAAGAUAUAUGGAGUAGAGGAGUCAUGGACUAAGCAAGUUGUAAUCGCUAGAAACUCACUUGAGCCAGAUUUUCGUGAAAUUAGACCGAUGAUGAUUUUGAAGGAUGGAAACGUUUUGAUCUUACGUGAUGACAAGAAUUUGGAGUUGUAUGAUCCAAGAUUGAAGAAAUUUGGCAAAAUCGAGAUAAAAGGAAUUUCGUCCAUCUGGGAUGCUGUCACUUAUGUUGCAAGCUAUGGUUCACUAAGGGACAUUGUGAAGAGAGAAUGUGUUAGGGAUCUAUAUGUCAAGUCAAAGUGA